GCUGCAGGCCGCACCCAGCUGGGCGGCGGGGGCGAGCUGGAGGGCUGAGGGCUGAGUGCUGAGGGCGGGAGAGGCCGAGGGCUGCGGCAGGAGGCUGGGGUGAGCGACAGCCAGGGGGCGGAGCCCAGCGCGAGCUGCAGGCGAGGCGGCGGCCGCACUCGGACCCGGGAAGCUGCGCGCUGCCCCCUGAUUCUCCGCGGAGGACCCUAGAAAAAUUGUGCAAUGAAUGGUGAUACCCGGGCUGCAGUGGUGACCUCACCACCCCCAACCACGGCUCCUCACAAGGAGAGGUACUUUGACAGAGUCGAUGAGAACAAUCCAGAAUAUUUGCGGGAGAGGAAUAUGGCACCAGACCUUCGUCAGGACUUCAAUAUGAUGGAGCAGAAGAAGAGGGUAUCCAUGAUUCUACAGAGUCCCGCCUUCUGUGAAGAACUGGAAUCAAUGAUACAGGAACAGUUUAAGAAGGGGAAGAAUCCCACAGGCCUGUUGGCAUUACAACAGAUUGCAGAUUUUAUGACAGCGAAUGUACCAAAUGUCUACCCUGCAGCGCCACAGGGAGGAAUGGCCGCCUUGAACAUGAGUCUUGGUAUGGUUACUCCUGUGAAUGACCUUAGAGGAUCUGAUUCUAUUGCAUAUGACAAAGGGGAGAAGUUAUUGCGGUGUAAAUUGGCAGCAUUUUACAGACUAGCAGAUCUCUUUGGGUGGUCUCAGCUUAUCUACAAUCAUAUCACAACCAGAGUGAACUCCGAGCAGGAGCACUUCCUCAUCGUCCCGUUUGGACUUCUCUACAGUGAAGUGACUGCGUCCAGCUUGGUUAAGGUCAAUCUACAAGGAGAUAUAGUAGAUCGUGGAAGUACUAACCUAGGAGUAAAUCAGGCUGGCUUCACAUUACAUUCUGCCAUUUAUGCUGCACGACCAGAUGCUAAGUGUAUUGUGCACAUCCACACACCAGCAGGGGCUGCGGUCUCUGCAAUGAAAUGUGGGCUCUUGCCUAUCUCCCCGGAGGCACUUUCUCUUGGAGAUGUUGCUUAUCAUGACUAUCAUGGCAUUCUGGUUGAUGAAGAGGAAAAAAUUCUGAUACAGAAAAAUCUGGGCCCUAAAAGCAAGGUUCUCAUUCUCCGGAAUCAUGGGCUUGUGUCAGUUGGAGAGAGUGUGGAGGAGGCCUUCUAUUACAUCCAUAACCUGGUGGUUGCAUGUGAGAUCCAGGUUCGAACUCUGGCAAGUGCUGGAGGACCAGACAACUUAGUUCUGCUGGAUCCUGGGAAGUACAAAGCCAAAUCCCGUUCUCCAGGGACCCCAGCAGGGGAAGGCACUGGGUCACCUCCGAAGUGGCAGAUUGGGGAGCAAGAAUUUGAAGCUCUUAUGCGGAUGCUUGAUAAUCUGGGCUAUAGAACUGGCUACCCUUAUCGAUACCCUGCUCUCAGAGAGAGAUCUAAAAAGUACAGCGAUGUGGAAAUCCCUGCCAGUGUCACAGGCCACUCCUUUGCUAGUGAUGGUGAUUCGGGCACUUGCUCACCUCUCAGACACAGUUUUCAGAAGCAGCAGCGAGAGAAGACAAGAUGGCUGAACUCUGGCCGAGGUGAUGAAGCUUCUGAGGAGGGGCAGAACGGAAGCAGUCCCAAGUCGAAGACUAAGGUGUGGACGAACAUUACACACGAUCACGUGAAACCCUUGCUGCAGUCUCUCUCGUCCGGUGUCUGCGUGCCAAGCUGUAUUACCAACUGCUUGUGGACUAAAGAGGAUGGACAUAGAACUUCCACCUCUGCCGUCCCUAACCUGUUUGUUCCAUUGAACACUAACCCCAAAGAGGUCCAGGAGAUGAGAAACAAGAUUCGAGAGCAGAACUUACAGGACAUUAAGACGGCAGGACCUCAGUCCCAGGUUUUGUGUGGUGUAGUGAUGGACAGAAGCCUCGUUCAGGACGCACCCCUCUCUGACUGUACGGAAACUAUCGAAGGGCUCGAGUUUACAGAGCAGACCUUUAGUCCCGCUAAAUCUGUCUCUUUUAGAAAGGGAGAGCUGGUAACAGCUUCCAAAGCCAUCAUUGAGAAGGAAUACCAGCCCCAUGUAAUCGUGAGCACCACAGGCCCCAACCCCUUCAACACACUCACAGACCGAGAACUAGAGGAGUACCGUCGAGAGGUGGAGCGGAAGCAGAAGGGCUCUGAAGAAAAUCUGGACGAGACAAGAGAACAGAAAGAAAAGAGUCCUCCAGACCAGUCCGCUGUCCCCAGCACGCCCCCCAGCACUCCUGUCAAGCUUGAAGAAGACCUUCCCCAGGAGCCGACAUCCAGGGAUGAUGGCGAUGCCGCCACCUUCAAGCCAACUCUCCCUGACCUCUCCCCUGAUGAGCCUUCAGAAGCACCUGGCUUCCCAGCGGUGGCGGAGGAAGCCCGUGGUUCCCCAGAUCCCACUCAGCCCCUUGCUGAGGCUGACCCUGAGCCCGCCUCAGCUUCAGCUCCAGGGGCUGAAGAGGUAGCCUCCGCUGCCACUGAGGAGGGGUCUCCCAUGGACCCUGGCAGCGAUGGGUCUCCAGGCAAGUCCCCGUCCAAAAAGAAGAAGAAGUUCCGCACCCCUUCCUUCCUGAAGAAGAGCAAGAAGAAGAGUGACUCCUGAAGGCCCGCCCUGCACACUGUCCUGUCUACAGAACUGGCUCUGCCAGGAUUCCCCUUUCAUCUUGUAUUCUGUCCUCUUGUGUAAUGGAAUGCAAAAAGCCAAGACUUCCAUGUAACUAGAGCCCUCCCAUGUGUGCACAGCCCCUGCACCAGUGCUAACCUUGUGUGUGUUCAGCCGCCUACCCUGGGCCUUGGGUUCUGUGGGGAGAUGGGCUUAGCCUAUACCUGUGAGUUGUGGCCCCUGCAGGAGGGGGACACUGAAUCCUGGUCCUGGCUGGAAGGCCUCGGAGGCUUCUGCCAGCUCUGGUUACAGCGUCCCCCUCCUGAGCCUUGCCUCUCACUCUCUUUCUGUUGUGAGUAUUGAAUUGUCUGCUCAGUUUCCCUCCACCCAGUGGAGUCUCAGGUGGCUGAUUUGGACUUGGCUUCUGCUGGCAUCCUCUGCUCAGUGAUGUCAGUUAUCCCCAUACACAGGGAAUGCAGCUGUAGUCUGAGAACACUUUCAUGCCUGUCAGCGGCCCAGGGCACUGCGGCUGCCUUAGAAAUGGGUUGAGCCUGCUGCCCUAGCAGAGAGUGACGCUGUGUACACCCAGCACAAUGCUAUGCAUGGUCUAACUGGUGACCCCAUGACCAAAACCAGAACCAGAUUCAGGCGCUCAUAGUUUAUCUUACUGGGGUCUUGGAUUCCCAUCAUAGGGAACAGAUACCCGGAGGGGGAAGAGUCCUUUCUAGAACUUUCUUUCAGCAGGUUUGCAAUUUAUCCUACAUUUUGACUGUGAAUUUGAAUAGGCCACUUUUUGCUUUAGUUUUGUUGUAGAACCUGUGACAGAUUGCAGCAGAACACUCUUGAUUUGUGUGGGGAGGUUUUGUAGCGGAGCAGGGAUCUUAACUCAGUCUGGAAGAUGCCCUGGUUUUGAUAAAGGGUAACUCAUGGUAGAAGCCGGCCUUGGAGGUGCCAACUAAUGUCUUGCAUCAUUCAUGGAGCCCAUGACUUCCUUGAUUCAUCCUAUUGUGAAUUUUUACUUAACUUUCAUCCCUGGAAAAGGGCUUGAAACUGCUUAGUGGGAAAUGCAGGGUGUCAGGUGGAAUUGUAAUGGGGGUCCCUAUUUCAGGAACCAUCACUGCCAGCCUGACUAGGAGUGAGGAAGCCUGCUGGAGCCCUAGACACCUCUGCUGGGGUUGGGCCUCUGUAGAGCAGGUGUUAGGGUGUGGACGGAGCCCUGUGAUCCUCCCAACCGGCACCAAGCAGACCCCACAGCCUGCUGCUUGUCUCACCUUGUCACUGAGGUGGAAUGAAGUUCUCACCCUAGUCCUGAUUUCAUUCAUCUGGACUCUUCCUUGUCCUUCCUGCCCCUUCCUUUAUCCCACAUAUGCAAUGACUCUUCUCACUUUUGUAGUCUAAUUCUUUGUAUUACACAUGAAAUAUCGUUGCAUAUAUGGACAGACUUGGAGGACAGGUCCUGCUUGUCCUUUCCUCAUUGUAACAGGUUUUACUCACAAAUAAAAGUCUUUAAGCAGUUUUCUUGUCUAA
Molecule: messenger RNA, 4143 nt
Organism: Meriones unguiculatus (Mongolian gerbil)
Lineage: Eukaryota; Metazoa; Chordata; Mammalia; Rodentia; Muridae
Gene: Add1
Product: adducin 1
Exons: 16
Coding region: 223-2616 (797 amino acids)
Biological process (GO): barbed-end actin filament capping; positive regulation of adherens junction organization; positive regulation of establishment of endothelial barrier
Cellular component (GO): plasma membrane; cytoskeleton; postsynaptic density
Molecular function (GO): actin filament binding
Source: RefSeq, a predicted model, not a curated record